AUGGCAGUUAAUAAUAAUGACAAUGGCAACAAUGUUAAUGAUAGUCAUAAUACUAAUAAUAAUACAAAUAAUAAUUUAAAUACUAAUAAUUCAAAUAUGAUAAUCGUAUGGUCAAGUGUUACAAAACUGCUAACUGUCCAUUUGCUGGCCGUCUAUGGCCUAUACUGUUGGCUAUUGACAGCUAGAUAUCAGACCAUUUUGUGGACCUAUUCCCUAGGGGUUUGUUCAUCGUUUGGCAUACUGUGCGGCGCUCAUCGUCUAUGGUCUCAUCGAUCAUAUAAAGCCCGACUACCCUUACGCGUACUGUUGAUGCUCCUGAAUACGCUGGCCCUACAAAAUACCAUAUACGACUGGUGCCGGGAUCAUCGGGGUCAUCAUAAAUUCUCGGAAACCGAUGCCGACCCGCAUAACUCCCGACGCGGAUUUUUUUUCUCCCAUAUGGGUUGGCUAAUGGUACGCAAACACCAGCUAGUGGUGGAAAAAGGUCGUACACUUCAGCUACAGGAUCUAUCAGCUGAUCCGGUUGUCCGAUUUCAACGUCGAUACUAUCUGCCACUGGUUAUCCUAGUAUGGGGUUUAGUACCGACUCUACUACCCUGGUAUAUGUGGUCCGAAUCGUUGGCCAUUGCAUUUUCGGUUAAUAUGACCCGCUAUGUUAUGUCGUUGCAUCAUACAUGGCUGGUCAACUCGCUGGCCCAUAUGUCCGGCUAUAGGCCGUACGACAAAUAUAUAGCUUCCCGUGAAAAUCAAUCGGUAGUAUACCUGACCCUUGGCGAAGGCUAUCAUAACUAUCACCAUACAUUCCCAUUUGACUACUCGGCCAGUGAGUUGGGCUGGAAAUCUAAUUUCAAUUUGGCUACGGCUUUCAUCGACAUGUUUGCCUAUAUGGGACAGGCCUACGAUCGGAAACAGGCGCCCAUCGAGUCCAUUGAGAAUCGUAAGCUAAGGACAGCGGCGGCUACUGAUCUGAUUGAUGAUCUGAAUAACCAUCACAACAACAUACCGGUGCCCAACAACACCAUCAACAACAACAGCAACAAUAUGUAUGGUUAUGCCAGUACUGUCUAUGAUUAUCUAAUGGGCAUACUAGUAGUUACCUGGCCAUUGUGGCUAACAUUUACUAUUAGAUUAUUUAUCUAAAUGUUUUUUUUGCAAAAAAAAUAACAAUAAAAAAUAA
Molecule: messenger RNA, 1177 nt
Organism: Oppia nitens
Lineage: Eukaryota; Metazoa; Arthropoda; Arachnida; Sarcoptiformes; Oppiidae
Product: stearoyl-CoA desaturase 5-like
Exons: 3
Coding region: 1-1140 (379 amino acids)
Biological process (GO): unsaturated fatty acid biosynthetic process
Cellular component (GO): endoplasmic reticulum membrane
Molecular function (GO): stearoyl-CoA 9-desaturase activity; iron ion binding
Source: RefSeq, a predicted model, not a curated record